AUGCACUCGCCUGAAUGUGUAAAUGUUGUCAGCGAUGUGAGAAAAUUGACUGAGAAAUAUCACCAUGUUUUAUUGUUUACUUCUAAUGGUGACAAAAGCAAUGUCAAGUUAAAUCGACAAUAUAAUGAUGGAAAUACUAAAUUUUUUGAUGAACCAUUUAUAAAUGAUUGCGAUCAUACUAAAUGUGGACCACAUGCACAUUGUGUAAAGAAAGUGGAUGAAAUGUCACUUGUGUUUGUAAUCUUUUAUUUGCUCCUAUGGAUCUUGAUCCAGGAGAAUAUGAAGUGUUAUUAUGAAUUAUUAGGUAAGAAUUUCAUAAUACCAUCUAAAUUGCUAGGUGUUCCACAGAACGUUGAACCUAUUGAUCUCAAGAAGGCCUACUACAAAUUAUCACUUCAAUGGCAUCCAGACAAGAAUACAAAGGAGGACACAACGCUAAUAUUUCAAGAGAUUCAGGAGGCAUACAAGGUUUUAUCCGAUCCACACGAACGGGCCUGGUAUGAUCAACAUAGAUCUCAGAUUUUACAAGGAGAUGGUCGUGGUACUCAAAUGGGUGGGACAUCCAAUUAUCAGGAGAAUCGAGUUGAUGUUUUCCAGUACUUUACACGAUCUUGUUUUGAAAAAUUCGAUGAUGGUCCGAAGGGUUUUUAUACUGUCUAUAGAAAAGUGUUUGCAGAAAUUACUAAGGAAGAAAAAGAUGCAACCGCCUUUUCAGGAUAUACUACUUCGUCCAGUGAAAGUGAUAUUGAUGACAAUUAUGAUGGUGAUGAUAACAGCAUGGGUAAUUGUAAAAGUGGUAGUGGACGUAGAUCACGCAAUUAUCCGCCUUUUGGUUCUUCAUCAAGUUCGUAUACGGAGAUUGUUGCUCCAUUCUACCUGUUUUGGGAAACAUUUGAAACGAAGAAAACGUACACCUGGGUUGAAAAGUAUGAUACAAGAUGUGCAGAUUCACGUCAAGAACGUCGUGCUAUGGAAGCCGAAAAUAGCCGGUUACGAAUGGCUGCUAUACGUAAACGGAAUGAAGAAGUGCACCAAUUAGUGGCAUAUGUAAAAAAAAGAGACAAACGCGUAAUUGCCGAGAAAGAACGUAUUCAACGUGCAGCUGAAGAGGCUCAAGCACGCACUCAAUCAUUAUCUGUUAAAGCUAGGGAACGAGAAGCAGCUCACUUAGCUGAAGCAUGGAAUGAUGAAGUUGCCUUCGGUGGGAUUGCAUCCCAAUGGUCUGAGGAGUUUGAAGCGGAAUUGGCGCGCAUGGAAGCGGAGCUGGAUGGUGUCAGUCUUCAAACACCACUAGAAAAAUCUUUCAAAAACCAACGAACUGAUGAUGCUGAAGAUGAGAAUAGGAUAGAUCCUAGAUAUGACGAUAAUGCAAACAAUCAAGAGGAAGAUGAAAUCGAUGAAUUAUAUUGUGUAGCAUGUGAUAAAUUUUUCGCUUCAAUAAAAGCUAAGUUAAAUCAUCAGUCAUCAAAAAAGCAUAGAAAACAAUUGGAGUUAUUACGGAAAGUUAUUAAUGAAGACGAUAGUGUUUUACAAGAACAUUUAAGCUCAAUAUUACAAGUUGAACAAUCUCGUCUUAAUGAAUGUGAAGAUAUGGAAGAUUCAUCUAACAUUUCAACAAGUCAACCAACGGUUAAAUUAACGAAACGAGCUAAAAAAGCUGAACGCAAAAGAAAGAAAGAAGCAGGGAUGCAAGAUUCCUCUAUAGUUGUCGUCCAAUCAAUUUCUACUGUGGAUUUAGAUACAGAAGUGAUUAACAAUGAUUAUGCUGUAAAUAAUAUCAACGACAAUGAAUCAGGUACUACUACUACCACUACUACCAAUACUGUCACCAACAUCACCCAGUUAAUAUCUGACACUUCAACAAAUCAUCAUAGUAACAAGUCUAGUGGAGAAGAUUCACCUCGUGUAAAUAUCAGUCUGUCAUUAAAUGAGACUGUAAAAAUGAAGACAAAUUCUUCGUCAAAUACUCAUAAAAUAAUCUGUGAUACAUGUUCUGUAGAGUUUAAUUCAAGAAAUUCCCUAUUCAAUCAUCUUAAAGAGUCUGGACACUCACGAUUAAAACCAAAGGUGCAAGCAUCUGUAAAUGCUGUACAACAAUGUUGUAAUGAAAGUAUAAAACAGAGUAAAGUGAAGUCAAAACAUAAACGUUAA
Heterobilharzia americana is the source of this 2151-nucleotide messenger RNA. The record is from the annotation of a GenBank genome assembly. Lineage: Eukaryota; Metazoa; Platyhelminthes; Trematoda; Strigeidida; Schistosomatidae.